AUGGGCAUUUUUUCGGUGAGUUUUUUUUCAGAAAAAAAAAUGGUUUUAUGAAAUUUUAAGUGGCUAUUCUCUAGAGACGGUUAUUUUUAUAGUGGGCGGCUGGAAAAAUUUGUGUUUUGAUUCGAAAUUUAUUUGAAAACAUUUUUUUUCAAAACCAUAUUUUAUUCAAGAAAAAAUCGCGAAAUAAAUGUGAGAAAAUCGCUCUCCUAUUUUUUUUCAUAUCUAACUCAAACUCAAUUUCAUCCUCAUCAAAACUUAUUCAUCAGAUUCAAUUUUGGCAACAUUUCAAGUAUUUUGACAUUUUUUGAGAUUUGGAAAAAAUCUAGAGUUAGUUUCUCCGCAGGAAAAUGGAAUAAAAAAUGAAAUUUUCAUUUUUUCGAAAAAUCAUCGAUUUUUUGGGCCCUCUUUUGUUCGAUUAUUCUCCCACACGAUUUAUUUGGGGGGAACGUCGAAAAUAUUGAAUUUUUCAGCGAAUCUUUUUUUGUCUGUCUAUUUAUGCAUUUUAUUUGAAUAAUCCGAUGGGAUACUUGUUAUAAUUAUUUAUUCGAUUUUUUUCUUUUUGAAAACAAAACAGAUGGAUUUUUCUGUUUUGUUUAUGGUUUGGGUUUAUUCUGAGGAUUUUUAUAUUUGCUUAGAGGUCCUGUAAACUCAAGAGUUCAGAAAAUGUUUUUUACAUUAACUGAUGGAUGUAGAGAACCCUAGAAUAUUUUGAAACAGUUUCGAGAUCUCUGAUUUUUGGGAAAUUUUGUUAGAAUAAAUUUGGCUAAUUUUCCAUAUUUCCGCUAUUCAAAACUUUUACUUAACAAUGUGAAUUGAACUCCAAAGUUCAAAAACCCACGAAAUCUUCAACUUCUUCCUCAUUUCUUUUUGUUAUUUUCGAAAUCCCCUUUAAAUAAGUUAACUUUUUCAAUGUUUCCGGUGAACUAACAAAAAAAUAUCCAUCCUGUUUUGACGUAUUUUAUAAGCACUUUUUCAGUUAGCAACCAACACCAAGAAAAGGCAUAAACAUAAAUAACAGGGAAAAUGUCUAAUUUUCUCCAUGUCUUUUUUCUCGACGACAAAAAAUUGGGAUUGUGCUUUUUUUUGGCCAAUUUUCGAAUUAAACAUCGACAAUGCUUUUUGUCUUCCUUUUUCUUUGGUUUUUGUUGUCUUGUCGGAUUUUUUAUUUUGAACUUGAUUCGUGAAAUUGGAAAGAUAAAACUAUGGGCGACCUAUUUUCGAAAAAAAAAUAUUUUCAAAGAUCGGAGUAUGAAUUUUUUAAAUUUAGGAUUAAGAAUCAAAAGUGCACUUUCACUUUUUUUGAUUUCUGAGCGAAUUUUUAAAGAAUCCCAAAAAUCGAACCACUUUCUUGAAGUGGUCCAAUUUUUGGUGUUUGACUUGAACCGCUUCAAAAAUUGGUUUGAAUUAGAAAUUAUUUCCAAAAAAAAUUCUAGAACAAGAGUUAUGACGUGGCAGGUUGAAUUCAUGAUUUUUGCAAAAAGUGAGAUAGUUGACUCGAAUCUCCAAAAAUUCCUUCCUAUCACAACUAUCUCGUGGAAGUUCAUAUCAACUCAAAAUUUCAUCAUAGAUUCAAGAUUCUUAGAAAUAUGUUCCCUUUUGCAUUUUAUAUUUCGAAAAUGACCGGAAAUGUUUCAACUUUUCAUUUUUUUUUCUCUUCUCAAGAUCAUUCUUUGUUCUUUUUUUUGCAACCCCAACUCAUAUUUUUUUCUCAUCGGCACAAAAAAUGUUUCAUACAUAAAUACUAUAUUUUUUGAACUCAUCAUUCCUCGAAUGACGCUUUCAAAUUGGCUAAAUCUAAAAAGUUAUCGAAUUUUUUUAUUAGUUGCUUUGUCUUCCGAAAAUUCUCCAGAAUAAAUUUUCAUUUUCAAAAUGGUUGUUUUUACAAAAAACCAGGAUUUUUUUCCAAAAAAAGCUUCAAAAUUUUUAAUUCUAUUGUUUUGUUUUUUGUAGACUAUGAAAUAUUCAGAUUUUUUUGAUUUGUGAGAUUUUUGUAGGUCCGUUUUUUGGAGGAAUUUGCAUAUUUUCCAUCAAUUUUUGAAAAAAAGACAAAAGACUAUUUUAUAGUAAUUUAUUAUUAUAGCUCUUUUGUCUUUAAAAAUUGCCCUUUCUUGUUAUUUUUUCUGGAAAAGAAGAACCUUUUCCAGUAAAUUUUUUUGUUAUGACAAAUUUAUUUAGAGCUAAAAAUAAACCUGUUAGAAAAACUAAGUGGGAAACAGCUGAUUUCACUGCAAAGAUUUUUGAAAAUUUACUGAUCAGUUUCAAAGUACAAACAUUUGAAAUAUUGUUUUUCGUAUAUUUUUUGAGAAAAAAACAUAAAAAUUGUAUUCAGAUAAAUUGGGAAAAUCUGAAAAUAAAAAGUUGUUUUUCUCAAAAAUGUAUACAUAAGUUUAUUACUGAUUUUUCGAAAAUUUUCCAAAACUUAGCCUAACUCAUUCCAAUUAUGGAUCUUAGAAUUCAAAGAAUUGUAAUCUCUUAUCUAAAAAAUAUCCCAAAAGUUUAAAUUCCAAGAAAAACUCCAAUUUAUCCGAAAAAAAAAAUCUACCCACUUUUCUUGCAAUAAAUUAUCAACUCAAAACUCAGAAAAUCGCAACAUUCAAUCCAGAAAAAAGUUGCUUAUUUAUGAUGUGACAUUUUUUGCUCGUCAUCUUCUCUUUUUUAUCUCGUUCUCAUUUCUUAAAUUUUCAAUUAGUCUCGGAACAGGAAAAGGCCAAAAAAAUGGCCAACACGCAACUCAAUCACAAUUUUUUGGGGCGCGCUUUUUAACAGAAAUUUGACACUUCAUUCAAAAAAGAAAGAGACAUUGAUGGUGUCUGUCUGAUUUUUGAAGGCUGUGUUUUAGUGAUCAUUUUUUGCAGAUUUUUAAUUAAUUGUUCUUAAUUUUUUCUUUUGAAAAUGUUGAUCGUGACAAUUUCAGUAGAAAGAAGAAACAAAAGCUAAAAUAAUUCUAUCGUAUUCCAUUUUAUCAUUGGCGUUUAUUGAUUUUGGAAAAUUUAAUGGUUAUUGAAUUUCCCAUUUUCGGAAAUAAAAUUAGAUUUUUUCGAAUUGCCACGUCAUAGAUCACGUUUAUAAUUUUUAAUUUUGAAAAAUUUAAUAAUCCAAUUCAACUUUCUGAAUUAUCAAGACAUUUCCUAAUCAAAAUGAUACUGUCAUAUUUACACCGUCUCCCAAUUACAAAAAAUCUAUGAAAAGCAAAAAUUUCCUACUAACUUCCUUGUCCUUUUUCAACUUAAAAAGACCUUUAUGACCCAGAAGUCCUCAAAAAAAUCUAUAAAAAACAUGAAUUCCAAGAAUUUUAUAAUUAGAUUCUAAUCUUUUUCCUCCCUCUUCCUCCAUGAAUUUACAUCAACUCAAUUUUAUUCCUACGUGACCAUAGGUCAAAUACUCAUUUCAUUUCAGUUUUAGUUUUUCCCUUCGCAUAAAAUUAAAAUAAUAAUUAUUUUCCUAUCGUUUAUUAGUUCAUUCAUUAUUUUUUGUUUUCUAAAAAAUAGUUGUAAAUAAAAAUAGAGAAAAAAAUGAAUUCUAAUCUAUCCAUUCUGUUUUACGACUUGAAAGCUUUCAGAAAACUUUGCGAAAGAAAAAUAAGGAUCAUUCUGAAAAAGAAGCGGAAAAAGAGCCGAAAACCACAAGUUCACAGUUGGCUGACGCGAUAAUGGCUGGUGGAUCGAGAAGACAAUCUUCUGUCACUGCGCAGAUUUCGAGACAAGCUAGGUGAGUUUGGGAAAGCUUUUGGGUUUUCUAGAUAACUAGAACAGGGUUACUGGGAUUGAACAUCUAGUUCCAGGCUUUUAGGUUUGAACUUCUAGUUAUAGAAAUCCAGGCUUAGAGUUCUAGUUUCAGCGUUCCAAUCCAAUUCAAUCCAUAACUUAUGAAUUUUUUUUUGAAAAAUUAAAAAAUUUCAGACGCUUCUCAACUGCAAUUGUGCCAACAUUAACCAAAAUUGAAAAUGUACACAUUCUUCAAAAAUUGAAUUAUGUCAAGAUAAAAUUGAACAACAUUGCUCAGGUUAGUUGGAAAAAAAGGUUAUGAUGAAAGGAGUUUGAAAAAAUUGGGAAAUCAAAAUGAACAUUUGGACGAACCCAAAAUAUCACAAAAAAUCGAAUAUUCAAAAAAGAUUUUUAAAAAACUGCCCACCUUAAUCCAACAAAUCACUAGAAAAUUUCAGCUUCAAAACGCUAUUGAAAACUAUGUGAUGCGAAACUCAGUGCAGUUUGAUCCGGUGGAAUUUGAUAUUUUCAACAAAGAAGGCUAUCGAUUUAUGCAAGGUUUUUCCUUUUUUUCUAUAUUUUUGAGAGAAAAAAAGCAAUUUAUUUAUUUAUUUUUAAAUAUAAAUGAGGAAAUCUCAUAUUUCAGCUAGCGUAUAUCCAGAUGAAAUUAUUCUUCAAGAAAGUUCGAAGAAGAUUUGUGAAAUUACAUUGAUUGAUAUUGAAGAUUCAACAAAUUUGUUGAAAAUCAAACAUCCGGUGUCAGGAAUGACGGUUUACGAGUUGCGAGAACUCGGUGGAACUAUUUUGAUUCAGACAAACACUGAUGAAUUGAAAGGGUAACUUGCAAACAUUUUUUGUCUCCAAAAAUUUCAAAUUACAGUGCUAGAAUAAUGACUCAAACUUCGGGACUUUCCACACUUUUUCAACAAUGUGGAUGUCUUUUUUCGAAAGAAUCUUGGUCGGUUUUGACACAGGAUCAAUGUGUGGCAACAGUUUUGCCAAAUCGAUCGUUUUUCAGUGAAAAUGAGAUACGGGUUAGUUUCGGAGAGAAAAUUCUUUUAUAGAUCACAAUUUUUAAUAUGAAUGUUUUUCUCAUUUUCUAGAGAAGUUUCCAAGCUUUAAGAGUUUGCGUUUUUCAAAUUUUUCUGUCUAGAAAAGCAAUAAAAAAAAUUCACAGAUCGUAAAAAGUCAGAAAUUCGAUACAAACUAUUUUCAAAAAGAGAAGCGUUCUAGAUUUUUGAAAAAUUGAUGAAUCUAAUAUAAAAAAAAUUACAAAUUUUCAGAUCGAUUGGGCUUCUCAAUGUGAAAACGAGCUUCGUCUCGUAUCUCUGGCCUACGGUAUCGGUCAAAUGGUCCGCGAAGCCUAUCCUCAACUUUUUCACAUUGUCAAAGAAUUCAGAAAUCGGAAUCAAUGA
Molecule: messenger RNA, 5119 nt
Organism: Caenorhabditis angaria
Lineage: Eukaryota; Metazoa; Nematoda; Chromadorea; Rhabditida; Rhabditidae
Source: the annotation of a GenBank genome assembly